UCAGAUAAUCCUCAGAGUUACAACGCAGUACUAGCUGUAUUACAGUUGAUAUAUACUAGUGGAUUUGAUAUUAAACUAGAAGCUAGCCGCCAAAUUCUGUCAAUAUUAGUGUCAAAAAACGGUGGUGCGAAAAGUUUCGCCAAACAGUUAGGAUGGCAGGAAGCUCUUUCUAAACUUUUUAUUCUCCGCCCUAUCUCCAUGGAAACAAGUGACCUUGACGUGUUUGACUGUGAUAUAACCAUGGAGAAACAGGCAGACUGUGAUGAAAAUAGAACAAAGGGAGGCGACUCUGAUGAAACCUGUUCAAAGGGAGACGAUUCUGAGCAGAAUGUAGAGAAAAGUCCUUUGUUAAGAGAUUAUGAUUCUCCUCGAGGUAUAAGUGCAAUAUCACCUAACAACAUUGUUAACGGCCAUAACUGUGAUAGUGAAAUUGAUCAAAAGAGUGAUAAGGAAAAUUGUGAUAGUAGUAAGGAAUUAAGUGUUCAAAAACCGUCCCCUCCAAUGCAUCUAAAUUUAAGCCCAGGAGGUGAUGCAACUCGUAAAGAAAGUGUCGAAUUCUUCUCAUCUUCCCUCAACACACCAUCUACCCCUCUCUAUCUAAAAUCUCAACUUUUCGGAGAUCUUGGAGCCUCCGGUCCUGAUGACUAUAUUCAGCCGAUGAGUCGGAGUUCAAGCGCUAGCGCGGAGGAUUUAAGCACCAUCGCUCAAAGAGCCGCAGAACGAAAAUCGCUUGAAAAAGAUGUAAGUUCAUCGUCAAUAUCACAACUCUCUCAAAGUGAAAGUGGGAUAGAUUUAGCGGAAGAGGUGGAAAUGAGGCGGGAUUCCCUGUCAUCAUCUUGGCAUCAGAAUAACACGCACAGGAUGUUGAAUAGUCUAGGACUACGAGGGAGUUUUCUGAUGGAUGUGGUAGAGAAUUCGGAAGAGUUGUGUCAGAAUCUGCUGAUUAUAUUGUAUACAGUAAUGUGGAAGGGUGUAGAAGGCUCCGAUGAAGCUGCAUGGAAGAUCAUUUCGCUCACUGUUUCCCCCCAGAAUAUAAAUUCUAGUUGUGGAAAAAUCAACGGUCACUCAUCACAGUCGUAUAUGGAAAAUGCUAUUGAGCUGGUACGGUUGGUCAGAUACUCCCUCUUUAAGAAUGAAGCCAGCAUGGAUGGACAGAUGUACAGUGAAAUGUUACUGGAGGAUGUAAUGAGUUUAUUGGAUAGUUUAGCAGUGUGGGAUGUACCAAGUGGAGCAGGCUGGCAGGAAAUGGUUCAUCUUGGUUUAAGUGUGAUAGUGGCUUUUGCUCAAAACAACAAGUUAGAGUUAUGUGCCAGUGCUACAGCGAGACUUCACAUGUUGGUACAGACGAAACUGAUUUCUAGUUCUGCUGAGGCGGCUUACCUCAUAGGUCAUCUAAACAUUGUGAUAGUGAAGGCAGUAGAUGAUGAGACGGACAACUACAGUUUCCUGAUACCUGUAAUGAAGGCGUUGAUUGAUAAAUCCUACCAGCUUCUGAAUCUCGAUUUAAAUUUGCCAAACUUACCUUCGACAAUGAUGAGCCCAACUUUCUUCGAUGAUUUCAAAACGUACUGUAAGACAGAGGAGUGGACCACCUUCAUCGAAAAUUAUGUUGAGCCACAGAAGCAGCAUUUUACAGAGAACGUAUUUAUGGACUUGACGAAUAAAAUAGCCGAUUUCUGGUCCAACUGUCAGCAAGAAAUGAUGAUAAACAUGCAUAAACGUAACCGUGAACACGGCGAGAGUAAACUUAAGUUUCAGAGCCAGGUAUUAGAUGUGUACAACAAGAAAGUAAGCAAUGAGGAGAAACGGUUUCAGAAUGUGACAACACAGUUACGUAAUCAGCACGCAGCUGCCCUGAAACAAUGGAGAGCAGCAAAACGAUUCUUUACUGGUGAGAGGGGAGCUUGGGCUGGAAGGGACAGGCCAGGUUUACAUUGGAAGCUAUCAAACCAGGAGAAUUUCUCUCGUAUGAAAGUUAAACUGAUACAGAAUUAUAACUUUGAUUUACACAGAGAGGCCAGUAUGCUGAGAGAUAAUCUGGGUGUUGAAGAUAAUGUUUUCAUGGAUGAAAUCAAGCAACUCAUGGUUGCUAAGGAAGCUCUGGUAUCCAAGGAGAACAUAGGGGAUGAUGGGAUAGGAGAUGAAGAUUGGAAUGUGAUGAAUGCACAAAGUACCAAUGUUGAGGAAUACCAAGACAAAGAAAAGCUUGUGUUGUCUGAAGAAUGUGAACUUGUGACCUUGGUUGAGGUCAUCAAAGGUCGUCUAGAGGUCACAACAACCCAUGUCUAUUUCUUUGACUGCAGUAACACUAGAGAUGAAGGUGGAGAAGAUUUCAAGUGGGGUUUACCUCAGCUGCGUGAAAUACACUUCCGAAGGUACAAUCUCCGGAGAUCAGCCAUUGAGAUGUUCCUCAUUGACCAGACCAAUUAUUUCCUCAACUUUCAGAAAAAGGUCAGAAACAAAGUGUACAGUCGUAUUUUAGGUCUAAGGCCACCAAAUUUGAUCUAUUAUGGGUCACGGUCUCCUGCUGAACUUUUGAAGGCAUCAGGCCUUAGUCAGAAAUGGGUCCAGCGUGAGAUUAGUAAUUUUGAGUACCUGAUGCAGUUGAACACAAUAGCAGGAAGGACUUAUAAUGACUUGAGUCAGUACCCUGUGUUUCCAUGGAUACUGUCAGAUUAUACAUCGGAUACUCUUGAUUUAGACAACGCAUCAGUAUUUCGAGAUUUAUCAAAACCAGUUGGUGCUCUAAACCCUCGUAAUGAGGAGGAAGUGAGAGAAAAGUUUGAUCAUUUUGAGGACCCUACUGGUGUGAUAGAGAAGUUCCACUACGGCACUCACUAUUCUAACUCUGCGACAGUCAUGCAUUACAUGAUCCGGAUGGAACCAUUUACCACAUUACAUAUUUCCCUGCAAAGUGGAAGAUUUGAUGUGGCUGACAGACAGUUUCAUUCAGUACCAGGCACAUGGAAGUCUAUGUACAACAAUCCAAAUGAUGUCAAAGAACUCAUACCAGAAUUCUUCUAUCUACCUGAAUUCCUGGUGAAUCAAAAUGAAUUUGACCUUGGGAAGCUGCAGAUUUCAAGGGAAGUUGUUGAUAAUGUUAUAUUACCAAAGUGGGCAGAGACACCAGAAGAUUUUAUAUACAAACAUAGGAAAGCAUUGGAAUCUGAAUAUGUGUCCAAUAAUCUUCAUAAUUGGAUAGAUCUGAUAUUUGGAUAUAAACAGAAAGGUCCAGCCGCAGUGGAGGCCCUCAAUGUGUUCUACUAUUGUACAUAUGAAGGGGCUGUAGAUCUAGAUGCUGUGAAAGAUGUCAAUGAAAGAAAAGCAUUGGAGGGAAUGAUCAACAACUUUGGGCAGACCCCAUGUCAAUUGUUAAAGGACCCUCAUCCUAAGAGGUUGACCUUUGAUGAGGUCGUUUCCAAGGCAAUGAAGACAGAUAAGCAUCUCAGCAUUUUUCAGUUCCUUGAACAGAUCAAAGUCUACUUUGUCGAGGUUUCAUCAGAGACAGAUCCCCUAGUGUAUAUAGCUGUGCCUAGAAGUCAACCUAGAUCUAUUAUACAACAUGGAAUGUUAGAUACAAUGGUAACAAUAUCUUCAGAGGGAAUCCUGGGAACACAUGGCUGGUUGCCGUAUGAUAAAUCUAUCACAAAUUAUUUCACCUUCGAUAAAGAUCCAUCUGUAUCAAAUCUGAAAACAAGAAAGAAGUUCAACAGUCCGUUUGCACCGGGUAUGGAAGUAGAUGCCAAAUUAUUUGUCGUUACCCAUGAUUCCAAGCUGCUGAUUAGUGCUGGUCACUGGGACAACAGCUUACAGGUGUAUCAUAUUGGUAAAGGACGUAGAAUCAGUCAUAUAUGCAGGCAUAUAGAUAUUGUAACAUGUCUUGCAUUAGAUUACUGUGGCAGCCAUCUCAUCACUGGAUCAAGGGACACAACUUGCAUGAUCUGGCAAGUACAACAACAGGGUGGAGUAUGUGUAAAUCUCUUGAACAAACCUCUACAGACCUUAUAUGGCCAUGAUGAUGAAGUGACAGCAGUUCAUAUCUCAUCUGAACUUGAUUUAGCUGUGUCUGCAAGUAAGGAUGGUACAGUUAUGGUACACACUGUAAGGAAGGGUCAUUAUAUGAGAACUCUCAGACCGUCCCAAACACCCGGCUUUAAUCUAGAUAUACCAAUGCUCUCUGUAGAUGAUAUGGGACAAAUUAUCAUAUAUUGUCAUGAAACUUUACCCAUUGAUCCAAAGGUUGUGACCUCCUUACAUUUAUAUUCAAUCAACGGAAAACACAUCUGUACACAGACAGUCCAAAGCCAUCUUGGUCACAUGAUCGUCAAGGGAGAUUACUUGAUAACAGGUGAUAUGGAUGGAAAUGUUAUCGUGUAUGAGAUUUUUGGUUUGAAGCAGCUGACCUCAAUACCUCUAAUAGUGCCUAUACACAGUGUUGCCUUGACUAACGGUAACAGUCACCUGUUGGCCGGACUCAAGGACGGAAAACUUAUAAUCAUAGGAAUAAAGUCUCAGCCGGAAGUCAGAUCAUCCUUAGGAGGUUUAUAGAAUGUUAACUGAAGGUUUUAUGACAUUUGGGAGAUUAAAGUACAUGUAAAUGUUCACUGGAGAUCAGAUAAUUUUUGGGAGAUUUAUAAAAUGUUAACCGCAGAUCUUUUGACUUUUGGGAGAUUUAGUACAUGCAAACGUUCAUGGAAGUUGAGAUAAGUGUUUUGGAGAUUUAUAAAAUCACAACUGAAUGUCAGAUUUUUUUAGGGAGAUUAAAAAAAAGAUAAUUUGAAACAUGAACUUCUUUUGUGUGAUUGAAAAUAGUUUAGUGGAGAAUUAAACGACUUUCGGGAGAUUAUUAAAAUUAAGAAUUGGUGAUUACAUGAUCUUUCAAAGAAAAUUUAACUUUUACCUAAAGAACAUGAUUUUUUGGAGAUAAAUGAUAUUUCAUUUGUUAAACAGAUUAUUUAUAGGAAUGAAUGAAAUCUCAAACCAAGUUUGGAUUGAUUGUAUGUAUGUAUUAUGUAUUCUAGGCUUAAUAAGGGACCAUCCGCCCUUUCAGGCACUGAGAGUACAUUUGGAUUAAUAAGUGUGAUAUUUAUAAUAUGAAGUGAAGAACACAGAUGCCUUUAGAGACACUAAUAAAAUCUUCCCUACAGUUCUGAUUAUCUCUAGUAGUAAGAUGAAUGAAAUGAAACUUUGAUUACAGAUGAUUAAUAGCGAGGAAUGGAAUCUCAAUUUGUGACCAGUGGAAUAAAAAUCUCAACAUAAAAACUUUGUAUUUGGAAAUAUGAAUAAAAGCCUUACAAACUUCUCGAAAUAUGAAUAAAAUUCUUAUAAUAGUUCAGAUUAUCUUUAAAGAUAGUACAGUUUCUUUAAAGAUAUCUGUACUACAGCUCAGCUUGAUCAGAAAGAUGUCUCUAGUACAGUUUAUAUUGUCUAAAGAAAUAUUAUUUCUUAAUACAGUUUUACAGUUCAGAUUUCAUAAGUUAUCAGAAUUACAGUUCAGAUUGAAAAGGAAGAUAUUUGUAUAAUAGUACAGUUCAGAUUGUAAAUGAAGGUAUUUCAAGUGCAAUUCAGAUUGUCUUUGAUUUCUUCAACAGUUCAGAUUGUUAUGUGAGAUAUCUACAGCACAGAUUGUGUAGAGAGAUAUUGACAGUUCUGAUGCCAAAAAUA
Molecule: messenger RNA, 5664 nt
Organism: Ruditapes philippinarum (Manila clam)
Lineage: Eukaryota; Metazoa; Mollusca; Bivalvia; Venerida; Veneridae
Product: neurobeachin-like protein 1
Exons: 29
Biological process (GO): intracellular protein localization
Cellular component (GO): membrane; cytosol
Molecular function (GO): protein kinase binding
Source: RefSeq, a predicted model, not a curated record